UAAACUAAUAAGUUACAAACGAAAUCGGGUCAGAGCUAGGAGAAAAUAUGAACAAUCUUCGUGUAGUAACCGUUGCAUUGUUUUUGGCCGCUCUUGUCUUCACCGCUUCUUUUUCAAACUCGGUGGUGGAGGCUAAGCCUAAGAAAACGAUCACAAUCACAUUCAAAUGCAAAAAGAAAUCGGAUUGUUUCACAAACAUUGCUUGUGAAGCUUGUACUGAUUGCCGAUGUGAUAAAGGAUUAUGUAGAUGCCAUGGUUAUGGUGGACAAGCUGGACAUCCCAAAGCUGCGCCAUUAACUGCUUAAUAUUAAUUUUUCUAUUUUCUUUUCAAUAUUUCUCUUUUUUCUAGUAAUCCAAAAGAAUAAUUAAAAAAUA
Messenger RNA from Capsella rubella, 375 nucleotides. Its product is annotated as defensin-like protein 287. The coding region runs from base 48 to 305 and encodes 85 amino acids. The transcript has 2 exons. Lineage: Eukaryota; Viridiplantae; Streptophyta; Magnoliopsida; Brassicales; Brassicaceae. The record is from RefSeq and is a predicted model, not a curated record.